UUUCCGUAGACAAGAUGGCGGCGCCCGCCCUGCGAGCCGGGCAUGGCCGGGCGGUCGCCUUGUGCGCCGGCUGGUCCCGGUUUGCGGCUUUUGAGCGGCGCCGGCGGAAGAUCCAUGACGAGCCGCCGGAGGCUCCGGCCCCCCGUGCAGGCUUGCUGGCCGCUCAGCACGAGCGGGGCCUUUUCCAGGAGAUCUUCCCGCCGCAGGCCGCCGAGGACCAGCUGGUGGAGCUCCUCCAGCCGGGCCGCCCGCCGGUGACGGUCUACUGCGGCUUCGACCCGACGGCCGACUCCCUGCAUGUGGGCCACCUGCUGACGGUGAUGGGCCUGCUGCAUUUCCAACGCGGGGGCCACAACGUCAUCGCCCUGGUCGGGGGCGCCACCGCGCGCCUGGGAGACCCCAGUGGCCGGACCCAAGAGCGCGCGCCCCUGCCGGAGGAGAUGGUCCGCGACCACGCGCGGGGGUUGCGCGAAGGGCUCGGGCGGCUCUUCGACCACCACCGCGAUCUCUUCUGGGCCGGCGGGGCGCGCCUGGGCGAGAUCACCUUGCUGGACAACGCCAGCUGGCUGGAGCGCGAGCCCCUGCUUGACUUCCUGGGGGCGGUGGGGGGCCACCUGCGCAUGGGCACCUUGCUGAGCAGGCAGAGCUGCAAGGCGCGCUUGGUCAGCCCCGAAGGCAUGGGCCUGGCCGAGUUCCUCUACCCGGCUCUGCAGGCCUACGACUUUCUGCAUCUGCACCGCCACUACAGCUGCCAGGUCCAGCUGGGAGGAGCUGACCAGAUGGGCAACAUCAUGUCUGGCUACGAUCUCGUCUCCAAGGUGACAGGCGAAGAUGUGUUUGGAAUAACUGUGCCCCUUAUUACAAGUACUACAGGAAACAAACUUGGAAAGUCUGCUGGAAAUGCAGUUUGGCUUAAUAGAAAUAGGACUUCUCCCUUUGAACUGUAUCAGUUUUUUGUCCGACAGCCAGAUUCCAUUGUGAAAAGAUACCUGCAGAUUUUCACUUUCCUCCCACUUCCGGAAAUCAAUCACAUCAUGGAAAUGCAUGCCAAAGAACCUGAGAAGUGGGGACCUCAGAAGCGUCUUGCAGCUGAAGUAACUAAACUUGUUCAUGGGAAGGAAGGUCUGGAGUCUGCUAAAAGAUGUACAAGAGCUCUUUAUUACAGCAAUGUAGAUGCUCUGGAGUCUAUGUCCGACUCAGAGUUACAGGAACUCUUCAGAGAAGCACCAUAUAUUGAAAAGCUUUACGAACCUGGAACGACAGUACUAGAUCUGUGUCGGAAAGCCAAUGCUGUGGCAGAUGGGCCAAGGGGGCAUCGUGACAUAACAAGCGGUGGAGUCCAUAUCAACCACAUUCAGGUAACCAAUCCUGACGCUGUUCUGAUUCCCGGCCAACAUAUUCUCAAUAAUGGUUUAUCGCUGCUCAGGGUUGGAAAGAGAAACUACUAUAUUAUAAAAUGGCUUCAGUUGUUACAAGAGGAGACGGGCUAGCACCUCGACAAAAUCUGCCGCUUCGUCAUAUCCUGAAAAUUGAAGUUGACUUUUCUGAAUUGAAACUCAUCGCAUAACUGGCUCAGGAACAGCAGAGCGCUUGUGAUGGAAAUUGCCUUUUUCUCACUGUGUGAGACUGCCUUUGGGUCUGUCAUUAAAAAUGAGUGAUCAGCUGUGUUUUAUAUUCAGUCAUGUUAACUACUCAUGUGUUAAGAUAGAUUUUUUUUUUACAUUUAAAUGUUACCAGUUACAGGAUUUAUUGUAAAUGCUGGUAAAGAAAAGAAUAAGUCCAUAGACUUAUGGAAAGUUCCUGUAUAUUAAAUGCCGUUUCUGGUACUAA
Molecule: messenger RNA, 1830 nt
Organism: Sphaerodactylus townsendi
Lineage: Eukaryota; Metazoa; Chordata; Lepidosauria; Squamata; Sphaerodactylidae
Gene: YARS2
Product: tyrosyl-tRNA synthetase 2
Exons: 5
Coding region: 15-1490 (491 amino acids)
Biological process (GO): tyrosyl-tRNA aminoacylation
Cellular component (GO): cytosol; mitochondrion
Molecular function (GO): ATP binding; tyrosine-tRNA ligase activity; RNA binding
Source: RefSeq, a predicted model, not a curated record